AUGUUAGUAGAAAUAAGUAAUAAAACUAAUCAAGUUCAAGGAACUGGAACCAAAAGUAUGGAUAGUAAAUUAGAGGGGUUAAAAGAAGUAGUGAUUGAUAUAAAGGAAAAUCAACAAGCUUUCCAAGUUCAACCUACUUACGGCACAUUUUCUACAGAGAUAGAGUUCCAAGAGCAAGAGAACAAUAAUAUUAAAAUCAUGAAAGAAGUAAUAAUUCUCGAAGUAAGCGGAAGUAAAAAAAGCCAUUUGGUUCAAGGCUUCUUAAAAAGCAAAAAGAUUGAUUAUAGAAUACUCACAAAAACUCAAUUAGAACUAAACAACAACUCAAAGGAAAAAGAACAAUUAAAAAAACGACUAAUUGCCGCUUACCAAAGACAAGCCAAAAAUAAGAAAUUACAGUCGGAAUUAGCUCUAUGGGAUAGCAUAUCAGGAGACGGCUUAUAA
Molecule: messenger RNA, 444 nt
Organism: Racocetra persica
Lineage: Eukaryota; Fungi; Glomeromycota; Glomeromycetes; Diversisporales; Gigasporaceae
Source: the annotation of a GenBank genome assembly